AUGACACAUUUCGUCGCCAACAUGACAACGAGCACUCCUGCAACAGAUUCUACCAAGUUACCAAUCGAACAAUGUGAAAAUUAUAACAUAAACUCUAAUACAAAUAAUACUGAUGAAGGUGCAGCAGAACUUUCAUCAUACGAUCUUGUUUGUUUGGGUGUCGGUAGAGGUUCUACUGCUGUUUAUUCCAAUCAAACUAGUAGUUCGUUCGCACUGAUACGUCGUUCAACUGGCGAAUGUAUUCUACUUAUUGAUAUUGGUCUUGGUACAAUAUUUGCUUUCCAAAAAUAUCUUAAAACUACUGAAAUCAAACCUCGACAAGUAUUCGUUUCUCAUAAUCAUACAGAUCAUAGUGGAGAACUACCAGUAUAUAUAGGGAAUGAAGCUGCAAAAUCGAUCGUUCGAAUUUAUUGUUAUGCUAGUGUUCAACCUCGUUUACGUUAUCUUCGUUGUGCUGAACUCGAUUCAUCAACUACAGAUUUUUUUAAAAAUGUCCAAUGGAUUCUGUGUCAUGAAUUACAAGAUACUGAACUUGAUUCUGGAGAUUCCAAAUCAAAAUUGAAAAUACGUGUUCGACAAAGUCAACAUAGUGAACUAUGUGCUGGCUUUAUUCUUUAUGAAAAUGAUCAACCAAUUCUAGGUUUUUCUGGGGAUUCAGGUUUUAAUGCCCCAUUCUAUACAUUUCUUUUGACAGCACCAACAAUUCUAGUUGAUGGACGAAUCACCGCUAGUUAUGAGCAUGCUGGUUUCAAUGAAAUUUCAGACUUUUAUAUAACAAGAGCUGAUCAACGACGAGUUUUUGUAUAUCAUUAUGGUGUAGAAAAUGAAAAACCAACAUUUGCUGGCAAUUCGAUAUCAGCUGUAUCACCUGGUCAAGUUAUACAACUAUUGCUACCUACUGAUUGUUAA
This is a messenger RNA of Adineta ricciae, 909 nucleotides long. NCBI's taxonomy places the organism in Eukaryota, Metazoa, Rotifera, Eurotatoria, Adinetida, Adinetidae. The record is from the annotation of a GenBank genome assembly.